AUGCCGACGUUCGAUUCCGCCUCGGCCAUCGUCGGGGGCAUCGUGACCGGGCGCCACCUGCUCCACAUCGAGGGCUACUCGCACACCAAGGAGUUAUCCAUCAGGGGCUACAUCGAGUCUCGAUCCUUUCGUAUCGGGGGCCGCACGUGGUGCAUCUGGUACUACCCUAAUGGCAUAGACACCCAAGGAGUCGGGUACAUAUCCAUCUACAUCAUCCUCAAAGACGAUAUCCCCGAGCAUGUCUACGCGGAAACCACAUUUAAUUUGCUCGAUCAGGCAGGGGAGCCAGUGCCGGGGUACACCCAUACCCUACGCUUCAGCGAGUACUCGUUCGCCGGAGACGGCUAUGGCUUCAUUGAUUUCAUCGAGAAGGAGUUUCUGGAGGCGUCGGAGUAUCUCGUGGAUGACUGCUUCAAGAUCCGGUGUGACAUCUCUGUUUCGACGCAGCUGCGUACAGAGAACAGGGGGGCCGCGGCGUCUACACUUGCUGCGGCGCCGCCGUCCGAUCUGCAACGACAUCUAGGCGACCUCCUCGUGGCCAAAGAGGGCGCCGACAUCACGUUCCAAGUCGCCGGCGAGACAUUCAGCGCGCACAGGUGUAUUCUUGCAGCUCGGUCGCCGGUUUUCAAGGCAGAGUUCUACGGUGCGAUGAGAGAGAGCACCGCCACAGGGGUUUGCGUACGGAUUGAUGAUAUGGAACCUCAGGUGUUCAGUGCCUUGCUAAAUUUCAUAUACACCGAUUCGCUGCCGGAGAUGACGGGUCAAGAAGAUGUUGUGAUGGCUCAGCAUUUGUUGGAAGCAGCGGACAGGUAUGACAUGCAAAGCCUCAAGCUGAUUUGUGUGGAGAAAUUGUGCAUAUACUUAGACGCCAACACGGCUGCGACCACGUUGGUGUUGGCUGAACAGCAUCACUGCCACAGGCUCAAGAAGGCUUGCAUCGAGUUCCUUAAAUCUCCUCAAGCUCUGGAUGCAGUCAUGGCAACCGAUGGCUUUGACCACCUGAUUAAAAGCUAUCCUGCUCUUUUGAAGGAGUUGAUUUCCAAACUUGCCGCCCGUUGA
This is a messenger RNA of Phragmites australis (common reed), 1059 nucleotides long. RefSeq names its product BTB/POZ and MATH domain-containing protein 2-like. Gene Ontology annotation, molecular function: protein binding. Bases 1 to 1059 code for a protein of 352 amino acids. NCBI's taxonomy places the organism in Eukaryota, Viridiplantae, Streptophyta, Magnoliopsida, Poales, Poaceae. The transcript has a single exon. Gene Ontology annotation, biological process: protein ubiquitination. The record is from RefSeq and is a predicted model, not a curated record.